GUCUUUCAGAAGUGUAAAAAAACCACCCCCCCUAAAAGACAAAAGUUUUGCGGACGACACACGCCGGUGUGAACAGCGCUUUGGUGGCAGGAGCACUCUCCUGCCAACAAAGCAAACGCUGCGCAUUGGGGUUGGAAGUUUUUGUCGGCAGAAGAGCUCUGUCUCCUGCCGACAAAUCCUUUUAGCGGCAUGGCUGAAACGACACAGUUAUGUCGCUAAAAGCUGCGUAGUGUAGACAUAGCAUUAGUCAGGACACCAUAGCUAUGCUGCUAUAGUCACUGUAAUGUAGACAUGGCUUAAUUUGAAUGCUGAAAUAGGCAGAGAGAAAUCUCCUCCUACAGACCAUAUCAGUACAUGCAUCUUGGAGCCUCUCAUCACUACUAUAAAUUGUUCAAACUACAGAGCAUUAGUUUCAUUCUAGAUAGAAUAAGUCUCUGGAGACUCUCAGAAAUAUUUAAUAAGAAUUUUUGUCAGGGCUUAUAGGCAAUGUUUGUAAUAGUACCUGGUAGGUUUCCCCUCUUAACAUUAACAACUAGGAUAAUAGAAUUUAGAUUCACACUUCUUCUAAUUAUUGAAUACUUAAUUUUAUAACUUCCCCAUUUUAACUGCAUCAGCCCCGAUAAUGUUUUUGAACUCAUGGUUUGUCAGUAAAAAUAAUACUGUACUUUGCUUUUAAAUUUCAAAGGAAACGUGAUUUUGGAAGACACUGACUAUUUUAAAUUUAGUCUACUGGUAAAACACAUUUGAAACCUCACGUGGAACAGUGCUAAUUGUGUAAUUUAAAAAAAGUGAACAUGGAGAUAUAGUCAAUUUGAAAUCUAGUCAGUUCAAAGAUUAAAAGUAGUUUCAUGUACUACCCCCACUCUUGAAUCCCUCUGCCAAGUUUUACAUCUUCCACUUCAAUUUUUUUUCCCCUUGUUGCUGUGUGAAAGGCUUAUACAAACGAGGAAACUGAUUACUGUAUGGUGAAAUUGAUUACAGACAAAGUGAUAUAAAAUUACAAGGUAAACUUUCAGAAAACUAAAGGGUGGAUGGCUAAAAAAGCAUUAAUUCUCCAGAAGAGGAUUCAAGAUCAACACUGAAGGCUCCAAAAUGUCAAAAGAAAUGCAAGAACUACAGAAACAGUGGCACUCCAUGAUGCAAACCAUCCACACCAACUCCAAUAUAAGGCAGGGCUGUUACCUUCCUUUCAUGCCGUCCGGCUACAGGGAGUUCUCUUCUCCCACAUCUUCAGCCAUGAAAGAGGUUGUUUCUUUUAUGAACUCUCAAGUUGGCCAGUACUUAGAUGAUCAUCCUUUUGUUGCCCUGGCACUGUUGGUGUUUAUUGCAGUAUCUGCUAUUCCUGUUGCAUUCUUUCUGAUAUUUGUGAUUUCAACAACCAUAGUGGCCUGUAUGGGGGUUGUCGUCAUAGAAGGUGUUAUAAUAUCAGUAGGUGGCAUAGCCCUUCUUUGUGUGCUGUGUGGCCUAGGCGUCCUUUCAUUGGCAGUUUCUGGAGUACUGAGUAUUUGCUACAUAGCUCUUUCAACUCUAAUCAACUACUGGCAUACUCCAAACAGCCUGGUAAAGAAGCAAGAAGCUAAUGGAAACAGUUUGCUACAAAGUAGUCCUUCUGUCUUGGACCCUUCUAACAAGAACACGAAGAGCGAAUGAACAGGACUUUUCCCAGCUUCCUGUCUUCUUUGAUAUGCAGUUACUUGUACUAUUCUGAAUUAUAAUUUUUUGUUUUCCAGUCAAAUACUCAAGCUUUGUGCGUUGUUUACGGAAAUUGAGACUCAAUAUGCCUCUUUGGUUGUUGUUGUAAAAUGCAUAGUAACAGUUCUUAACCUGUAGUCAAUUCACUGUCAUGCUAAGUGUACAGGGCAUGGUGAGAAAUCUUCCAAAUACACUACAGCAUCCAGUCCUGUUGCUAUAAAAGCAAUAAUUCGCAAUAAAAUUGGGGCAGAUUUGUGCAAGGAGGAAGUGUGUGUUUUGAGAUUAUAACUGUUGGUGUUAGAAUUCUAAUCUUAGAUGGGAAAUCAAAGGGGAACAACCUGACUGCAGCAGUUGUAUGUUUUUGCACUUGGGAAAUGGCAAAGCACAACAACACAAGGUAACACAUGUUUGAAUACUGGAAAAAUAUUUUUAAGCCUUAACAGUGGUUAUCAAAAUAUCUGUGUGGUAAAGAACUAAGCCUGCACCAUGUUAAAUAUAUAUGUUGUUGGAAAAGCAAGGUAAAGGAAGUUUUACUAUGUAUAAUAUUUAAUAGCCUAAACCAGUAGUCCCCAAACUAUGGGGCGGACCACCUAAGAGGAUGGGGAGGAACGUUCUGGGGAGCAUGACAGGGCCAGGGCCAGCCCCCAUGGGGGGCAGAGAGGGAGCGCCACCAAGUGCUGCUCUUGGCCCCGACCAUGUCCCCAGCUGCAGCAUUGGCUUCACUCGUGACUGUGGUGCCCAGCCCCAGCUCCCAACCGCAGCUCCCAGGAUGGGUGAGUGGGGUUUGCAGAUUAGAUAAGGAGGGGAGAGGGGGGAGCAAAAAAGCUUGGGGACCACUGAUCUAAACUUUUGCAUGUUUUGAUAAGUUAUUCAGAAGGGAUACCUUCCUCAUUCUCCUUUCAUCCCACAAGAGGUGCAGAUUAAGGGCUAAGUGUUUUGCCUUAUGUGUUUGAGUGGUUUUUUUUGCAAGUCUGUUUUGCUUACCAAUUUUCACUCUUUGACUAUGUAAAUUCUGUGAACUUUUUCUGGGGGAGGGCAAAUACUAAACAUCUUUGCUAAAUAGUAACCUCGUGUAUCUCAAAGAUACUUAGUUUAAUAAAGUGCUGUUUGUUU
Dermochelys coriacea (leatherback sea turtle) is the source of this 2805-nucleotide messenger RNA. RefSeq names its product lipid droplet assembly factor 1 (gene LDAF1). NCBI's taxonomy places the organism in Eukaryota, Metazoa, Chordata, Testudines, Dermochelyidae. The coding region runs from base 1093 to 1650 and encodes 185 amino acids. The transcript has 6 exons. The record is from RefSeq and is a predicted model, not a curated record.